AUGACUCACCUGAUUCCCUUUCCGGCGGUACACGGCGGGCCUGGCGACAGGGCCAUCGAAGCAUUACAAGAUAGCACGCGAGCCGGCUGUUGCAUUCAGUCUGCCAACGGCCGUCAUCGCAGUUGUCACAGAUCGAACCAUGUCACUAGCAUGACAGGCGGCACAAGACGGCACACACAAGUUUUGCGGACAAAGCACCGUGUGGCCAUAGCCAAGAGGACACCGGCCACCAUUUCGGCACCGAAGUCCAUAUCAAGAGAAAAAAGACGAUAUCGAGGACGAGUACGAGAGCGAAAAGUACCAGGUGAUGUCGACUGGGGCAACACCAGCAGGCCGAACGAGGGAGAGUCACUGUCGACCGAAGAUGAUGAUGUGCUUGUAGAGCGCAGCAGUCCCCUCCACGCCCCGGGCGAGUCCGAAGUCGCAGAACAUCACCGAACACAAUCUUUGCGUACCAGGCUAUUGAUGGUCAGACGAGAUUGA
Sporothrix schenckii 1099-18 is the source of this 483-nucleotide messenger RNA. RefSeq lists its product as uncharacterized. NCBI's taxonomy places the organism in Eukaryota, Fungi, Ascomycota, Sordariomycetes, Ophiostomatales, Ophiostomataceae. Bases 1 to 483 code for a protein of 160 amino acids. The transcript has 2 exons. The record is from RefSeq and is a predicted model, not a curated record.